Molecule: messenger RNA, 693 nt
Organism: Cylicocyclus nassatus
Lineage: Eukaryota; Metazoa; Nematoda; Chromadorea; Rhabditida; Strongylidae
Source: the annotation of a GenBank genome assembly
AUGUGGUGCAACAACGAGAAGCUCUCCAAAAAAUGUGGAUUUGACAAAUAUUGUGAUCGGUUUCGGAACGCCACUUAUAAUCAACCUAUCAAUAUUACGCUCUUGGUCGAGUCGCUGUGCAUCCAUUGUCAGCGAUUUUUAGUCGAUCAGCUCUAUCCCAUCAUUUUCCGAAACUUCGCUGAUGUAAUAAGGAUUCGAAUCGUACCAUUUGGUAAUGCGCAUAUUAAGAAUGGUACCUUUUUCUGCCAGCAUGGAGAAGAAGAAUGCAAAAUCAAUAGAUAUCAAUCUUGUUUAUUUGAUGUGAUCAAGUCGCAAAACAAGUUUGUACCACUGAUGCACUGCCUGGAGGAGCAGCUAAUGAAUAAUGCUUCAUUCAAAAACGCAAAAUCCAUUUGCUUUGCAAAUCAGUCCGUCAGCGAAAGCAUCCAAGAAAAGAUACAGAAAUGUUUUGAUUCCAAGUGUGGCGACGAACUACAAUUGGAAGCAGCAAACGUUACAGAUAAUGCUUGGCCAGACAAGAAAACCAGUGUUCCGUGGGUGAUAAUCAAUGGAGUUUCUUUGGAAAGCCUACAAGAUAAAAUAAACAAUUUGGCACCACAGCUAUGCGAGUGGUACAACGGAAGCAAAAACAUCUCCUAUUGUGCCGAAAUUGCAGAUGAAGCGCACAAAACAAAACGAUCAUUUCUGAGAUGA